Molecule: messenger RNA, 1554 nt
Organism: Talaromyces proteolyticus
Lineage: Eukaryota; Fungi; Ascomycota; Eurotiomycetes; Eurotiales; Trichocomaceae
Product: general substrate transporter
Exons: 1
Coding region: 1-1554 (517 amino acids)
Biological process (GO): carbohydrate transport; transmembrane transport
Cellular component (GO): membrane
Molecular function (GO): carbohydrate:proton symporter activity
Source: RefSeq, a predicted model, not a curated record
AUGCCUCAUUUAAAUUCCAUGACUGCGCAUGGGAUCCAUGGAGUGAAGCUCCAUGAGAUUGGGAAGCGCGAUCGUAUGUGGUGGCAUUACCCCGGCCUGGGGACACUCAACAUGCUGCUUCUUGGCUGUAUUGUGUGCGAUAUGACGAAUGGAUAUGACGGUUCAAUGCUCAAUGGUCUUCAAAUUACCGCUCAGUGGCAAACCUUCUUCCAUCACCCUGAAGGCACUCAUCUAGGCACUCUUAGCAAUGGUACCCGAUACGGUCAGAUUGCGUCCCUCCUAGUGGUGGCGCCUCUACUCGAGAAGCUUGGGCGACGUCGCCCUAUUGCAAUUGGAUCCUGUAUUCUGCUCAUAGGCGUGGCUCUCCAAGCUGCUGCGCAAAACUAUGCUAUGUUCCUUGUUGGUCGUCUAUUGAUUGGAUUUGGCAACUCCAUCCAAAAUCUUGCAUGCCCAGUUCUUGCUUCAGAACUGGCCCACCCCUAUCAACGGACUCAAAUUGUUGGUAUUCAGAAUACGACUGGGUCACUCGGGCAGAUUAUAGCGGCAUGGGUUACUUAUGGCACGGCAUUCAUGGUCAGUUCCUGGGCAUGGCGUCUGCCGUCGUUACUCCAGGCCUGCUCCUCCGUUUUCCAAUUGAUUAUGAGUUUCUUCAUACCUGAAUCCCCUCGAUGGUUGGUCGCCCAGAACCGGCGUGACGAAGCAUGGGAAAUCUUGAAGAAGUACCACGCCGAAGGGGACGACGAUUCGCAGCUAUUACAGUACGAAAUGCAAGAAAUCGAUGCUGCAAUCGAGGCUCAGAAGAUGCAGUCUCGUACUUCAUGGCUGGAAUGGUUCCGUACCCCGGCAAACCGCUACCGGUUGUUCAUUGUUGUUACUUCAGGCUUUAUUAUCCAAUGGUGCGGAAACGCUAUUAUCUCAUACUAUAUACACCUAGUAUUCAACUCCAUCGGUAUAACCUCCACCAAAAAACAGCUACUCAUCAACGGUGGUGCUACGAUCAGUGGCUUCGUUUGGGGCAAUACGUGGUCACUUGUCAUUGACCACUGGGGUCGCCGACCGAUGUAUCUCAUCGGUAUGGCGGGUAUGUUCGUAUCCUUCUUGAUGAUUACUGUUUUCACUGGGGUCAACCAGAGCAUCAACUUCUCUAAUGAUGGUCUUGGCAACGCCACCAUCUUUGCCAUCUUCCUUUUCGGCUUCUUCUAUAAGAUGCCCGGAUGUAUGCUCAAUUCCUAUGUUGCUGAGGUGGCGCCAUUUGAGCUGCGUGCAAAGGCUUUUGUUAUUAGCGCCUUUGGUGACGCCGCUGCAAAUAUUUUCAGCGGUUAUGUAAACCCAAUUGGCCUCGUGGCCAUCCGGUGGAAGUAUUACAUUGUAUGGUGCUGCAUUUUGGUCAGUAAUUUCAUGAUCGGCUACUUCUUUUACCCCGAGACCAAGAAUCUCAGCUUGGAGGAAGUUAAUGAAUUAUUCGACGGUUCGACUUUGAAUGUGAAGAGCGUGGACGUGGAGAUCAAGGUAGGGAAGGAUGAGGAAAAUUUCGAAGUAUCUCAUAUCGAGUAG